GGGGCGGGGUGGGUGCGUGCGCAUCCCCAGUCCCCCGCCCCCUGCCGGGCGGUCCUGUCUACUUCGCCAGCGGAUCAGGGGUCUCGCGUUCGCCCCGCCCUCUGCCGCUGCGCGGGGGGGCUCUGCCCCGACCCGACCGGGGAAGGAACAGCCGCGUUACCCCUUCGAGGCUGAAAAUAUUGUUGACAAAACGACAAAAUGAGUAGUCGUCGAAAACGUGCACCUCCAUCAAAAGUAGAUGAAGAGAAGAAGAAAAAGCUCUGCUGGAAUAUGCAUGAAGACCGGAGAAAUGAGGUGAUAACGUUAGAUGAUGAAGAGACUAAUGAGGACCAUGUUCCAGGUCCAAGCACUUCUUCUGCAUCCAUCAUUGUUAUAAAUGAUGAUAGCACUGAUGAAGAUCUCAUUGAAAAAGAAGGCAGUGGCUCAAAAUCUGUUAAGUUUUUAGCAGUUAAUGAUGAGGAAGACUCAUAUUCCAUCUUGACUCCUGUGUCAGUACAGCUAAAUAUUAUAGUCUUGCCAUACCAUGCAGAUGGGUCCUGGAAAGCUCUGUUGGGAGAAUUUGCUCUUCAUCUUCCUUCUGAGCAAGUUUUGACUGAUGAAUUCCGUGAAAGGAGUUUUACUUUGAGAGGAGACUCUGAUGAUCAGCUGCAGCUCUGUGUUCAUGAAAGAAGUGAAGAAGAGUACAGUAAUGAAACAAAAGAAUACCUGGGAGCUUAUGAGCAAUGUAUUUUGGUGAAAUCAACUUUAGGUGGUGAAAUAUUGGAAGGCUUGAGAUGGUUGCAAAAGAAAAAGAUAAUUGGACUUUAUCAAAGACCUGGAGAGGCUCAAGCUUUAAAGGUUGGAAUUUACCUUCUGGAAGCUGGGCUAAGUAAACCAGAGUUUCUCAGUGAUGGAGGUGGAAGACCCAAAAAAGCUAAUCAGCUGAUUCAAAAACUCAUGGAAAAGUUCUAUAGUUUUUUAAUUCCAGAUGAGCUGGAGGAAGAUGAGGAAGAAUCUGACAUGGAAUUAGAGCGACAAAAUAUUGAAGAGCUUUAUGACUUUGUGAGGCACACCCAUCAGCAGGAUAUCCAGUCACUGAGAGAGGAUGUGCAGCACCCUGCGUUAAUUCCUGUUCUGAGGCCGUACCAAAGUGAGGCUGUGAAUUGGAUGCUGCACCGAGAGAACCUCACAAACACUCCAAGCAGUGAGAAUGCACUGCAUUUCUUAUGGCGGGAGGUCAUCACUCUGGAUGGAGUUAAAAUCUACUAUAAUCCAUUUACUGGCUGUAUUAUCCGUGAAUAUCCAAUUGCUGGACCCCAGUGGCCUGGAGGUAUUUUGGCAGAUGAGAUGGGUCUUGGAAAAACAGUUGAAGUGUUGGCCCUUAUUCUGACUCAUACACGACCAGACAUGAAACAAGAUGAUCUGACGUUACCUGAGGGUAAGCUUGUGAACUUCUUUGUUCCACCUCAACCUUUGGAAGGAAAUAAAAAGAAAAAAACAAAGGAGAUGGAGCUUAAAUUGAAGGAGAAAAUACAAUAUCCCAGCUUACGAGUGAUGAUAUUAGCAGCUGUAAAGGAAAUGAAUGUGAAGAAAGGAGCAUCUAUUAUUGCAAUAUUUAAGUACAUCAGUGCUGUAUAUAGGUAUGACAUACAGAGAAAUAGACGGCUUCUCAAAAGAACUCUAGAAAAAUUAAUUGCAGAACAAGUGGUAGAACAAGUGAAAGGACAUGGUCUGGCUGGAUCUUUCAAGCUGGGAAAGAAUUACAAGGAACAGAAGAGGCGAGAAAGAACCAAAGAGCAGAUAGCAAGGACUUCAGAAAGCAGUCAGAAAAAGCAGUUGAUUGAUGCUAAAACUCAAACCAAAGAAUCAAGGAAUAGUGAUGUCACUUCAGCAGAUGUCCUUAAAACCCCUUUACGGGUGGAUAUCACCAUGGAAGAACAUGAUUAUUGUACAGCUGGCAAAAAUAACAGGAAAUCUGAAGCAGAUCAUGAGAACUCUGUAAAAAAGAAUGAUGUUCAGCAGGAAGCUGUGGUCCCAAAGUCUCCCGAUUCACCUGGCAGCCUCCGGGACGCCAGUGGUGUGAGCAGUCAUCCUGACUUUGAUGUUUCUAAAACUACAGCUGAUGUCAAGGAGGAAGUUCCGAAGGACCAGUCCUCACAUUCCCAAGAGCAUGCCAGCAGUAGCAUACAACAUGCCAGUUCUGUAUUUCCCUUCAAUACCUCUGAGUAUCGUUUUGAAUGCAUUUGUGGCGAGCUUGGACUGGCUGACUAUAAAGCUCGUGUGCAGUGCCUCAAAUGUUACUUAUGGCAGCAUGCAGAAUGUGUGAACUACAAAGAGGAAAACCUGAAGAUUAAGCCUUUCUACUGUCCCCAUUGUCUUGUGGCAAUGAAACCAGUUUCCACAGGAGCAACUCUGAUAAUUUCUCCAAGUUCUAUUUGUCAUCAGUGGGUAGAUGAGAUCAACAGGCAUGUAAGAUCAUCUUCUCUUCGAGUUCUGGUGUAUCAAGGUGUGAAGAAGCACGGCUUUUUGCAGCCACACAUGUUGGCAGAGCAGGAGGUGGUUAUCACCACAUACGAUGUCCUCCGCACUGAGCUGAACUAUGUGGACAUACCCCACAGUAACAGCGAAGAUGGGCGCCGCUUCAGGAACCAGAAGCGGUACAUGGCCAUCCCAAGCCCCUUAGUAGCAGUGGAGUGGUGGAGGAUCUGCCUUGAUGAAGCACAGAUGGUUGAAUGCACUACUGCAAAGGCUGCUGAAAUGGCACUCCGUUUAAGUGGAAUAAAUCGCUGGUGUGUCAGUGGCACUCCUGUGCAGCGAGGAUUAGAAGAUCUAUAUGGAUUAGUCCUUUUUCUUGGAGUUGAUCCUUACUGGGUCAAACAUUGGUGGGACCAACUUUUAUAUCGACCUUAUUGCAGGAAAAAUCCCCGGCCUCUCUACAGUCUAAUUGCCAAGAUAAUGUGGAGAUCAGCAAAGAAGGAUGUGAUUGACCAAAUUCAAAUCCCCCCUCAGACAGAAAAUGUACACUGGCUUCACUUUUCUCCUGUGGAGAGACACUUUUAUCAUCGCCAGCAUGAGGUGUGCUGCCAGGAUGCGUUGGCAAAACUCAGGAAGAUUUCUGACUGGACUCUUAAGCUUAGUAGCCUGGAUAGAAGGACUGUGACCUCUAUUCUGUACCCUUUGCUGCGGCUGAGGCAGGCCUGCUGUCAUCCACAAGCUGUUAGGGGGGAGUUCUUGCCGUUACAGAAAAGCACCAUGACCAUGGAGGAAUUGCUUACAUCUCUGCAGAAGAAAUGUCGAACAGAGUGUGAGGAAGCUCACCGACAGCUGGUGUGUGCUCUUAAUGGCUUAGCUGGUAUCCAUAUCAUUAAAGGAGAAUAUGCAUUGGCUGCAGAGCUGUACAGAGAAGUGUUACGAUCAUCUGAAGAGCACAAAGAAAAGCUCAAAACAGAUUCCUUGCAAAGACUUCAUUCUACUCACAACUUGAUGGAAUUGUUGUUGGCAAAGCACCCAGGAAUUCCCCCAACUUUACGUGAUAGCCGACUUGCAGAAGAGGCAGAACAACUUCGACAGCAUUAUAUGAGUAAAUCCAAUGCAGAAGUUGCAGAAGCCCAUCAGGCCUUGCAGCCAGUUCUUCAGACCAUUCGAGAGCUCCAGAGAAAGAUACAUUCAGGUUCUCCUUGGUGGUUGGAUGUCAUCCAGACAGCAAUACAGUAUGCCAUCGAUGAGGAGCUUGUUCAACGUGUGCAAAACGAAAUAACGUGCAACUACAAACAGCAGACUAAUAAACUCUCCAUGGCAGAGAAAUUCCGUGACUGCAGAGGCCUUCAAUACCUGCUCACAACCCAGCUGGAGGACGUGAAGAAGUUCCAAAAGAUUGUAAGAGAAGCAGUGAAAAACUUGGAAGGCCCUCCCUCUAAGCAGGUCAUUGAGGCUGCCACCAUCUGCCAUUUACGACCUGUUAGACUUCCACUUAACAACUGUGUCUUUUGUAAGGCUGAUGAGUUGUUCACAGAAUAUGAGUCAAAGCUCUUUUCUCAUACUGUUACAGGCCAAAUGGCAAUAUUUGAGGAGAUGAUAGAAGAUGAAGAAGGGCUCGUUGAUGACCGUUUGCCCACUACAAGUAGAGGACUGUGGGCAACCAGUGAAACUGAACGUGCCUUGAAAGCAAUUCUCUCCUUUGCCAAAGCUCACCGAAUGGAUGUUAAGCUAACUGAAGAAGGCAGCAUAUUUCUAGAACUCUUUGAAGCGUGGAAAAAGGAAUACAAGUUGCUUCAUGAAUAUUGGAUGGUACUGAGGGAUCAUGUGUCUGCUAUUGAUGAACUGGCAAUGGCUACAGAACGGCUGAGAGUGCGUCAUCCUGAUGAGCCAAAACCAAAUCCACCAGUUCUCCACAUCAUAGAACCACAUGAGGUAGAGCAAAAUCGAGUGAAACUUUUGAAUGACAAGGCAGUUGCCAAAUCACAGCUUCAAAAGAAAUUGGGACAACUUCUGUAUCUCACUAAUCUGGAGAAGUCUCAAGAUAAAACUACUGGGGGAGUUAACCCUGAACCAUGUCCGAUCUGUGCACAUCAGCUGGGGAAACAGUGGGCAGUGCUGACGUGCGGACACUGUUUUUGUAAUGAGUGUGUAGCUAUCAUCAUAGAGCAGUACAGCGUUGGCACCCGACGGAGCUCAAUUAAAUGUGCCAUUUGCAGGCAGACAACAUCUCAUAAAGAAAUAUCAUAUGUCUUCACUGCAGAAACUGCAAAUCAGGAGGAUGAUAUCCCUGUAAAGGGAAGUCACUCCACCAAAGUGGAAGCUGUGGUCCGAACACUGAAGAGAAUUCAAUUUAAAGACCCAGGGGCUAAAUCCUUAGUUUUCUCAACGUGGCAAGAUGUGUUGGACAUAAUUUCAAAAGCUUUGUAUGACAACAACAUGACUUUUUCUCAAAUCAAUGGAAUUAAUAAGUUUCAGGAGAAUCUCUCUGCAUUUAAAUAUGAUCCAAACAUCAAUAUUUUGCUGCUGCCUCUUCACACUGGUUCCAAUGGACUAAAUAUCAUCGAAGCGACUCACGUUCUGCUUGUGGAACCCAUUCUGAAUCCUGCACAUGAGCUACAGGCUAUUGGCAGAGUACAUCGUAUUGGCCAAACAAAAUCUACCAUUGUUCAUAGGUUCCUGAUAAAAGCAACAAUAGAAGAGAGAAUGCAGACUAUGCUGAAAACUGUAGAUAGAAGCCACACAAGCUCUUCCAUGAAACAGUCAGAAGCCUCCGUUCUGACAGUGGCGGAUUUGGCUGAUCUUUUCACAGAGGAAACUGAAGAACUUGAGUGAAAAUAUUGGUUUGGCCUAAUGAAAUCAGAAAGUACCUGACUUAAUAAGCACCGAUUUAUAAUCUACUUGAUCUGUCAUUCCUAUAAACAUCAUCUAACACUGGUCUGUAACAAAGCUAUUGGAAAUCAAAAAGUCUUAAUUGUUACUGUUUUAUUCUGUGGCAGUUUUUAGCAGCACACACGUCUAAUAGCACUGGAGGAAACUUGCACUUUGCACGUUGUACAAAAACAUGGAUUUUAUUCCCAAAGAGCAUUUGAGCUGGGUGCUAGAACUGAAAUCUUAGACCCUUGGUUGAGAAGAUUUUUAUCAUCAGGUUUGGCUAGUACCUCAGUGUGAGAGCAAAACUAGGUGGGUGGUUGGGUGGGAAAGGGAAGCAAAAAAACACAUCUAAUUUUUUUUCUUACUGUACAAAAAUUUAUUAGAAAGAAUGACUGUAAAUUAAUAUUCUUCUAGAGAAAGCUUGUUAGUAUUUAAUGCAGAGUUACCAAAUGUCUUACCGGUAACACUUUAAGUGACUAAUCUUUACUGAUAACUUGGAUAUUUGUAUUAGGCUUUUAGAUAUUCAUAAAGACUUGUGACAGUUAAAAAUUUCAUUGUUAAUGCUUACUCACUGCAAAAUGAUGAAAAUUAAAUUAUGCUUUUUGUAUA
Molecule: messenger RNA, 5937 nt
Organism: Columba livia (rock pigeon)
Lineage: Eukaryota; Metazoa; Chordata; Aves; Columbiformes; Columbidae
Gene: SHPRH
Product: SNF2 histone linker PHD RING helicase
Exons: 30
Coding region: 199-5289 (1696 amino acids)
Biological process (GO): DNA damage response; nucleosome assembly; protein polyubiquitination
Cellular component (GO): nucleosome; nucleus
Molecular function (GO): ATP-dependent chromatin remodeler activity; ATP binding; ubiquitin protein ligase activity
Source: RefSeq, a predicted model, not a curated record